Messenger RNA from Pomacea canaliculata, 1910 nucleotides. RefSeq lists its product as uncharacterized. The transcript has 6 exons. Lineage: Eukaryota; Metazoa; Mollusca; Gastropoda; Architaenioglossa; Ampullariidae. The record is from RefSeq and is a predicted model, not a curated record. The coding region runs from base 194 to 691 and encodes 165 amino acids.
CAGGUGGCCCGACAGUUGUGGUGACCCACCCAGAGGUGAAUGUACCCGAGACUCUGGCUCAGCGUGCUCUCAUCAUGUCCGUGCUCAGCUCCAUCUUCUGUUGUUUCGUGUGCGGCAUCACGGGUAUUCUCGUGUCCUGGAGGGUGCAGGCAGACCUUACAACAGAAACCUUUUGCCACCAGACGACAACACCAUGGCUAGCGCUGCACCUCCUGGGUAUCAGCAGAUGUCGACACCCUCUACAGGCCAGGCUAACUUUGGCAUCAUGGGACCCGGUUACAACUCAGUAGGUUGCAGCGUGCCCCAAAGAAAUGAUGUAGUGACCACUACACCCCAGCAAAUGGAAAUGCAAGGGACUCAGCCAGGGGCCUGUGGUCCUACAGUGGUGGUGACUGUAACCGAACCUCCCACUACCUGUGGCCUGGUGGUGUCUGUGCUGAGCUCCAUCUUCUGUUGUAUCAUUUGCGGCUUCACGGGAAUGGUCUUUUCGUGGAAGGCUCGCAUGUACGUCCUCAACAACAAACUCGAGCACGCGCGCCACUCACUCGUCAUCGUGUGGAUCCUCUUUGGCUUUGCCAUCUUCUUUGGUAUCAUCACCUGGAUAGUGGUCGUCAUCUAUUGUAUCUUCGGAACUCGAUAUUUAUUCGCCUCCUAUUCCUGCAGCAGUAAUGGUUGCUAUUACAGGGUCUGAUCAUGUCAUAAUGAAGUACAUACAGUCCGUUAUAACAUUUUUUUUCCAUGACAUCAUUUCAGAAUUAAUUACAGGCAAGGGUUGCUGAGUCCUAGGCGAGAGACAAACACUGCACCACCCCUUUCACCCACCCACAUAGCCUCCAAAAAAAAAAAAACAUUUUAUCAACACAAAUUUAAGAAACAUUGUACAUUUAGGCUUAACUUCACUUUCUUUACUCAAAAUUAAAACAUAGGUUUACAUAUUACUGUUCAUGAAAUGUAAUAUAAGUAUUAAUGAAAUAUACUUAAGACAUAAAUCGUGUUAAUAAAAUAUAUACAGCUAUAUGACAAUGCAUACACAUCAUGCAGACUUAUCUUUACAAACUCACAAGAUGCCGUGGUUGUAGGACCAUGGACGUGUAUCCACUGCUGAAUCCAUCCGACUCCAUUACUUUCAAUCGUUCUCUCUCUCUCUCAUUUUACGGACAACUGUCACGUGUCACAGCACCGAGGCCUUUUCAAGUUUCUGCUGAUUCGUUGUCCAGUCCUGAUAAUCUGAUCUCACUCAUUACGUGUGAUACAUUUAUCGCUAUCCUUUCCAACUAGCCCCUCGGCAAGACCUUUCAAUCGUUCUCUUCUUUUUUUCUCAUCUUACAGAAUAACCAACAAGUAAACCGCACUGCCUACAUGUUUGCUGCUAAAAAAAAGUAAAAAAGGGAUUUUCCACAAGAACUCAUUAUGAAUUUACAACCAGUGUCAAAGAAAGUUUUAUUGAAAAAAACCUUUUUAGAGAAUUUGCUCUCAGUCAGGUCGAUCGCUCACUGAUGUAGACAAGAAGUCGGCAGCACCCUCCUCUAGUCAUAUUUUGCUGUUUGGUCAAAAACUCAAGCUGCAACAGCUCCUAGCAUCUAGACUAGACCACCCUAACCGCAGUGUCCCCUUCUCGUCCCAAGAGUUACGAUGACAGGUGAAGAUGAGGGAGACUCGUCUUGAUGCUAACAAUACAAAGAGUCGUAAAGUAAAUCCUGGUGUCCAGGUGCCAAAAACAUUCCAAUAGCCAGCACCGCUCCGUGUCCGUCCUCAUAGAUUUUGCUAAAAAUUACAUACACCUAAGCAACUAUCAAUUUACACUGAAAAUUCCAGAAUUUUGCAUAUAACAAAAUUUGUUUUUCGCUGAUCAUAUUUUCAGUAUGUUUAACAAUUUUAGUAGAUUAUUCUUUAAUAAAUUUCUUUCCAAA